This is a messenger RNA of Harpia harpyja (harpy eagle), 6203 nucleotides long. RefSeq names its product inositol polyphosphate-4-phosphatase type I A (gene INPP4A). The transcript has 27 exons. The record is from RefSeq and is a predicted model, not a curated record. The coding region runs from base 366 to 3410 and encodes 1014 amino acids. Gene Ontology annotation, molecular function: phosphatidylinositol-3,4-bisphosphate 4-phosphatase activity. Lineage: Eukaryota; Metazoa; Chordata; Aves; Accipitriformes; Accipitridae. Gene Ontology annotation, cellular component: cytoplasm.
GGGGCCGCCGCUCCCCGCUGCCGUCACGAGCGGGCGGGCGCCGGCGCUCGUCGGGCCGCCGGAGCCGCGGGGGGGUUGCGGGACCGGCGGUUGCCGCGGGGCGGUGCCGGGAGAAGCGGGGCGACGGAGGCUUUAUUAAAAAAGAACUGGAUGCACAUGCUGAAUUUCAUCUGUGAAAGAUGGAGUAAGAUGUGGACUUAACUGAUGUGUGGACGGAUUUGGCAUAUCAUAACAUGAGGAAGAGAGCCCUCUUGUGGUAAUGUUAGAGGAAUAGCAAUUGGAGACAACCUGCUGCACUCUGCUACUCUGUAAGACAAACAUCAGUAAAGCCAAGCAGCAAGAAAAGAAGGGUUCUUCAUGACAAAAUGACAGCAAGAGAACACAGUCCCCGCCAUGGUGCAAAAUCCCGCACCGUGCAACGGGCCUCCACCAUUGAUGUCACCUCUGACAUGCUAGGCCUUUCUCUGGCAGGAAACAUUCAGGAUCCAGAUGAGCCGAUUUUAGAGUUUAGUUUAGCUUGCAGUGAGCUGCUAACUCCAUCGCUAGAUCGAAAACCAAAUAGUUUUGUAGCAGUGAGUGUAACUACACCACCUCAGGCAUUCUGGACGAAGCAUGCACAGACAGAAAUUAUUGAGGGAACAAGUAAUCCUAUCUUUCUAAGCAGCAUUGCCUUUUUCCAAGACUCUCUUAUCAAUCAAAUGACACAAAUCAAACUCUCUGUGUACGACGUCAAAGAUAGAUCUCAGGGAACAAUGUAUUUGUUGGGUUCUGGGAUGUUCACUGUAAAAGAACUUCUUCAGGAGAAGAAUCACAGGUUGCACUUAACACUAAGGUCCACCUCCAAAAAAAUCUCAACGCAGAGUGUUUGUUGCAGGUCGGCUGAAAGUGACCGUGUAGGUAACAUUACAGUUAUUGGAUGGCAAAUGGAGGAAAAAACUGACCAAAGGCCUCCAGUGACAAGGUCACCAGAUACAAUUAAUGGAAGGACUGUGUUGCCAGUUGAUGAAAGUUUAACAGAAUCUUUAGGAAUCAGAUCCAAAUAUGCUUCAUUACGGAAAGAUGCACUACUGAAAUCUGUGUUUGGUGGUGCCAUUUGCCGAAUGUAUCGCUUUCCAACCACUGAUGGAAACCAUUUGAGAAUCUUGGAGCAGAUGGCUGAGAGCAUCCUGUCGCUGCACAUCCCUAGGCAAUUUGUGAAGCUUCUUCUAGAAGAAGAUGCAGCAAGGGUUUGUGAACUAGAAGAAUUGGGAGAACUGUCUCCUUGUUGGGAAAGCCUUCGUCGACAAAUAGUUACUCAGUACCAAACAAUUAUUUUAACUUAUCAGGAAAAUCUAACUGACCUGCACCAGUAUAAAGGUCCUUCAUUUAAAGCCAGUAGCUUGAAAGCUGAUAAAAAAUUGGAAUUUGUUCCUACGAAUUUACAUAUACAGAGAAUGAGAGUCCAGGAUGAUGGAGGAUCAGAUCAGAACUACGACAUAGUCACCAUAGGAGCACCAGCAGCUCAUUGUCAAGGCUUUAAAUCAGGUGGCUUGCGGAAAAAGCUGCAUAAAUUUGAAGAGGCAAAGAAACACAGUUAUGAGGAGUGUUGCACUUCAACAAGUUCCCAGUCUAUAAUAUACAUCCCACAGGACAUUGUUAGAGCAAAGGAAAUUAUUGCACAAAUCAACACCCUGAAAACGCAAGUCAGUUACUAUGCAGAAAGGCUCUCAAGAGCUGCCAAGGAUAGAUCAGCUAAUGGCCUUGAAAGAACACUUGCCAUCCUAGCAGACAAGACCCGGCAACUUGUCACAGUCUGUGACUGCAAGCUGUUGGCAAAUUCAAUACAUGGACUGAAUGCUGCAAGGCCAGACUAUAUAGCUUCAAAAGCAUCUCCAACUUCUGGAGAAGGGGAGCAAGUGAUGCUGAGGAAUGAUCAAGAUACACUUGUGGCCAGAUGGACAGGAAGAAAUAGCCGAUCUUCUCUGCAAGUGGAUUGGCAUGAAGAGGAAUGGGAGAAAGUUUGGUUGAAUGUUGACAAAAGUCUGGAGUGUAUUAUACAGAGAGUGGACAAACUUCUGCAGAAGGAGCGCUUGCAAAGUGACAGCUGCGAAGAUGUUUUCCAGUGCGACAUCAGUUGUACUAGUAAGAAAGGUAAUCGGGACACUCGUGCCUACUGGAUAAAUCCAGAAGAUUUAAAUGAGACCUCAUCAUCCUCACCACCUUCAUCAUCCUCACCACCACCUUCAUCCACACCAUCCUGUGCAUGCCAUUCUCUCAGAAAGACAAAUUGCAGCCCUGCUCCAGAAGAAUCUGGCCCAGGCGAAUGGAGCGAAGCUCUUUAUCCCUUGCUGACAACACUCACAGACUGCGUAGCCAUGAUGAGUGACAAGGCAAAGAAAGCCAUGGUCUUUUUAUUAAUGCAGGACAGUGCCCCGACAAUAGGGCUCUGCCUGAGCCUUCAGUAUCGCAGGGAUGUUGUCUUCUGCCAAACUCUGACAGCUCUCAUUUGUGGUUUCAUUAUCAAGUUGAGGAACUGCCUGCAUGACGAUGGAUUUCUAAGACAGCUCUACACCAUUGGCUUGCUGGCACAGUUUGAGAGCCUGCUGAGCACUUAUGGUGAGGAGCUGGCAAUGCUGGAGGACAUGAGUUUGGGAAUCAUGGACUUGAGGAAUGUAACCUUUAAAGUAACUCAGGCCACAUCAAAUACAUCUACUGACAUGCUGCCAGUCAUCACUGGAAAUCGUGAUGGAUUUAAUGUGAGGAUCCCUUUGCCAAGCGCCUUGUUUGAUUUGUUGCCACGAGAGAUUCAAAGUGGCAUGUUACUGAGGGUUCAGCCUGUUCUUUUCAAUGUGGGAAUCAAUGAGCAGCAAACCCUAGCAGAGAAGUUUGGAGACACCUCACUGCAAGAAGUAAUUAACAUGGAAAGCUUAGUGCGGUUGAAUUCGUAUUUUGAGCAGUUCAAGGAAGUUUUGCCUGAUGAUUGUCUACCUCGAUCUCGUAGUCAGACGUGCCUGCCUGAACUGUUAAGAUUUCUGGGACAAAAUGUACAUGCAAGGAAAAAUAAGAAUGUUGAUAUCCUUUGGCAAGCUGCUGAGAUAUGCCGCAGACUAAAUGGUGUUCGAUUUACAAGCUGUAAAAGUGCCAAGGAUAGGACUGCCAUGUCGGUCACCCUAGAGCAGUGUUUGAUCCUACAGCAUGAACAUGGAAUGGCUCCACAGGUCUUCACCCAGGCUCUGGAGUGUAUGAGGAGCAUUGGAACACGGGAGAUAGUCACCCAGAAGAACCUGAGUGGCUUGGUGCCCAUCCGAGAUUUCAGACUAGAUCCCAGCCUCCUCUACUCUAUUCCUUUACUAGCUCUCAGCCCCAAUUUACUGAUUGUGUGGCUGUUUCUGAGCAUAGCAUACCUGGUGGCCAGAUUACGUUGCAAGUGAAGAUAAGGUUAAAAAAAAAAAACAAACAAAAAAGUGCUUGAAUGUGUAUUGCCACUUGGUACCUGCUGGACAAAGGAAUGUGUCAUAGCAUUGUCUGCCAAGAAUUAUUAUUAUGCCUUACAAUUUACGUUUCUAUUGUACUAAACUGUAAAUAUACAUCAAAUUAUUUUAUCAAAAAGAAUUGUAUUGAAACUUUAAAUUAUUGUUCUGCUUUCAGUGCUUGUAACAUAGUCUGACAUUGGCCUGUUACCUCGUUACUUUAGCCGGCCUGAAGAUCUCUUACCAAAUAUAGUUUUGUGUUACUUGUUUCAUGUAUUCCAGAGAAAGGAACUCUGUCUGAAAAGAAUUUGUAUCUUUUUGUAUAUUUAAGGUGUAUGCUAAUCUUGCCUUUCAUUUUUACAAGCUAUGAAGAGAAAAAUAAAAACACGGGUGGGGUUUAUAAGAAAUUGUAAGAAAUUUAUUUAAAGAAAUAAAUAAACAAAUUUCUACCUUCAUUUCAAAGCAUAAUAUCCAAAUUACAUUGCUGAACAGUUUGUAGAGCCAUAGUCUUGUUCCUUUCUCAUGGUUAAGUAUGUUCUAAUAGACUAGUGUACCCACUCAGAAAACUUGCGGUGUGCUGCAUGCAGAAUUAUUUCAUUCUAUUUGUAGAUCUCCAUUUUGUAAUGUGUUAAAGACAUAAAGAGAAUGACUUGUGGUUAGGAAAAGGAUGUAAUUGGCAUUAGCCUGCUAAUGAUCCAUUAUCUGUUUCAGGUGCUCUGUUACAGAACUUAUUCUGAAACAGGGUCAUUAUCAUUCUAGAAGUUAAAGAUACUGGUCUUUAAUAUUUCAGGCAAGAAGAGGGAGAUAUCAGUUAGCUCCUUUAGUAGGUGGAUUUGAGGUUUUCCUUUUGGCUUUGUUUUAAUUACACUAGACUAAAUAUUACUGUUAUUUCCAUUUUUAAGUGUUGGACAGCUUUAAUAAGUUAUGAUGUUGAUAGUGACUUAGAGAUAAACGAAUGAUGCUAAGUUAACAUUUAUUUAAGUGGUGAGACUAAAGCGGCUUACCUAGUUUAGUCACGCAGAAUAAUUGCAGAUGAAAUUUUAUCAUCAUUUAUAUAGAACAUCAAACUGGGAGAGGCCUGUUUAAACUGAAAAAUUUUGUUGAUGCAGUGGUCUGGCAGAGCUUGUCAAUAGCAAUAGCUGAUCAAAAAACCUAACCUCAUUUAAUGUAGUUUCCUAAAUUCAUGAAGGGAUUUACUUCGCUUGGUGCCUGAGAUGACAGAAAAUAGGGCUUCUGAGGAGGACCCUUCUAGUACUGUGAUUUCUAUUUUCUACUAUAAUUAACUCGCUCAAAAAACCUAAGUAGCUCUAGCUUUUAUUAUCAAUUUUAAUGGAAUUUGAAAGCUUCUGAGAGAGUUAAGCUUAAAAAAACAAAAAAGCAGAGUUAGAAUAAAAAUUAGAAUAAAAUCCUAAAUUUGGUGAAUAUUCUAACUUUAAAAAAGUAUGUGGUUGUAUUUGUGUCUUCAUGAAAUCAGACUGUACAGUACACUAUCUUCUGGUAUUUUUCCUCACUAUUCUCACAAUUUUGUUUUUAAAAGAAAAAAACAGAUUUUUUUUUUUUAUAUACAUAUAUAUACACAUUUGAGCAUACAUCCUAUUAUUUUUAGUUGCAAUGAGUUUAGGUAGAUCCUUACUGCUGAUGAGAUUUAAAAUCAUGGUAUGAUGAUAUUGGAUAUAUUCAUGUCCUGUGCUGAUAACUAGCAGCACUGUGUCUCUGUACAAAUCAUUUCUUCUUUCUGAUUAACACUGGUUCUUUUGCUAUGGGUACCAAAAUCUACCUUUUUACAAAGUAAAUGAAUGUCAGGUUGGACUGUGGCCUUGUUCUUGCAAUGUGAUGAGUGUCCUAGGUUCAAUCUAACAAGAUGUGAAAGUAACUUUAGUAGGCGUAUCUCCACUGAACUCCCUGAGAUUAUUAAUCUGUUUAAAUAAAGUAUGAAGGCUUUGCUCAUGACUAUCAUUACGGUUGCAGUAAGACCACCCUUAAAUUCAUCUAGAAUGAAAGCUUAGGCUUUUUGAAAACAAUGUAGUUUUAAAAAUUUUUUUCUUAAACUUUGGUGGGGACGAGUUUUCAUCUUUUUUUCUUCUUUAACUUACUCUGUGCUUUCAUUCAGAUUUAAAAUGUAAUGCAUACUGCUUACGUGCCUCCAGCAGAAGAAACAUGGCACAUGAAACGGUGUGUGAAAUACAUCUUUGUCACCGUCUCUGUGGCCCACCUGUGCCAUGGAGUGACAUGUGCAAUAACCAGAUGCAGUGGAAUUAAUUAUGAACAGAAUGAUUCACUUUGGAGUGAAAAUGCUCAUUUGCUAUCCCAUAUAUGCUAUUUAAACUUACUGUUUUUAUUAGUGCUCUGAACUAUAAUUUGUGCAAAUUUUUGAUGAAUCUAUUUGACUGCAGCAGCCUUUGGGGGGGGGUGUCUGUGAAACACAAAAGAAUGACAUAAAAAUAGUGUCAUCACAUAUGAUCCAUUCUAUAAAAGCCAGGUCACAGAAUGUGCUGCAGAGGCAAAUUUGAAACUUAAACUGUUUCUUAGAGCAAAAAGUUACAAUGUUUUAUGAAGUUAAACUAGGUGGUUGUCCUGGUUUAACCCCAGUCAGCAACUAAGCACCACGCAGACACUCACUCACUUCCCCCCACCCCAGUGGGAUGGGGGAGAAAAUCAGGAAAAGAAGUAAAACUCGUGGGUUGUGAUAAGAACAGUUUAAUAAAACAGAAAAGAAGAAACUAAUAAUGAUAAUAAUAACACUAAUAAAAUGAC